Molecule: messenger RNA, 1303 nt
Organism: Postia placenta MAD-698-R-SB12
Lineage: Eukaryota; Fungi; Basidiomycota; Agaricomycetes; Polyporales; Adustoporiaceae
Exons: 2
Coding region: 173-958 (261 amino acids)
Source: RefSeq, a predicted model, not a curated record
GACAACAACAAUUGCCUCGCCUGUGCUCUCUCCAAUUGUUCUUUACACGCUCGCGAUGGGCUCUUCUUUGUUCUCAGUCUAUAACAGCCAUCCCCAGGUACGUAUGCCCUGCCUGUUCUCCUUCGCGCAACCCACAUUGUAGACUAAGCCUACAUCGCAUACUAACCCCGUCAUGAACGCCACGUCCACCAUCCUCUACUCUACACCUCCCACGACCAAUAUUCUCGACGCUCAGCAGCGUCACCGUCUCAUCCGCUCCGCACGCAAACUCGGUGCCGUCCUUGGCAGCACGCCCCAGCUCCGCGAGCCCGCACCUGAGCCCAUCCCCAUCGCGCUCCCCCUCGGGCCCACCACGUCGUCCAAGUCCGCCCGCAGACACGCCCGCCUCUUCUCCCCCGAUUCGUCACGCCCAGGCACCCCCUCGAGCUCGCUGUACACCUCGUCCACCAACUCCUCCUAUGCUUCGCUCGCCGCAUCUCUCCCGCUCCCGCCCAAGGCACAAAAGGCCAAGUCUCCCAAGACGCCCCGCGCGUGCAAGGAGCUCCCGCGCCCGCUCGUCCUCCGCCUGCACGCCGUGCCCAUGCCGCCCUCCGACCCGCGCCUGCCCGCAGCGCCCAUGACCCCAACGCCCGCCACGCCCGCGACCCCGCUCUCGCCGUCCGCGCCCGAGGCGCGCCGCCGGCGCAUGGCGAAGCUUACGCGCACGCUCGGGGAGAACGUCCCGCUCGACCUCGUCUUUCCCUCGAGGCAAGAGCGCGAGAGGCGGCAGAAGGACAUGCGGAGAGAGGAGUGCCAUGAGCCCCAAGAGAAUGAGAGGGAGUCCCGCCGACGCAGUGCGUCGCUGGACCUUGGUGCGUCGCACGUGUGGGCCGCCGGUGGGAAUGGCUGGACGGGCGAGUGGAACCGGCGCGACAUCAGGGAGGUGCAGCAGCAGCUGCGCGCACUGCGCGUGCGGUGAACGCGUCUACGGCCGUAGACACUAUCGAUGCCUUGCAGGACACCGCACCGAGGCUCCCGCACGCAUUUCGCAUUUCAAACGAUCAUAAAUAUGGACUGGCGCUGGAACGACCCUGGCACAUUGACUUUGGCUCUGUCGUUUGAUCACGACAUGAACCGCUGUAUUUCUAGUACUCUUCUGUUUUCCCACAUUGCGGCUUUGGGCACACUGCUAACUUAUCCAGUUUGUAUUGCUGCGUACUGUAUUCUACACAUUGUUCUACUAACGUCUCCGCUACAUCACUCCCUGUAUUCUCACGUGUUGCUUGAUGUUUAAUGUCAUGGUAGCGAUGUCAUCCUUUUGAAA